Drosophila hydei is the source of this 1634-nucleotide messenger RNA. RefSeq names its product box C/D snoRNA protein 1. Gene Ontology annotation, cellular component: nucleus; pre-snoRNP complex. The transcript is spliced from 4 exons. NCBI's taxonomy places the organism in Eukaryota, Metazoa, Arthropoda, Insecta, Diptera, Drosophilidae. Gene Ontology annotation, biological process: snoRNA localization; box C/D snoRNP assembly; maturation of LSU-rRNA from tricistronic rRNA transcript (SSU-rRNA, 5.8S rRNA, LSU-rRNA). The coding region runs from base 178 to 1173 and encodes 331 amino acids. The record is from RefSeq and is a predicted model, not a curated record.
CGAAUUUUCAUAAUAAUAACAAAACGUGUUCGAUGGCCUUCACUAAAACCGUGCCAAAAUUGGCGUAUAUAAUUGUGCUUGCUGUGUUUACGUUUACUUCUGUAUGCGUGUAAAUGUCUGUGUGUCAAAUUUUGUGUUUGUGUGCGUUCGGGCACGUGUAAACAAAAAUAAAAAAUCAUGAUGGAAACAGCAGCAGCUAGUCAUACAUCGCGUCUGGGCAACUGCGAGGUUUGCGCCAGCCAACCGGCUCGGUACGCCUGCCCCAAGUGCGAGGUGAAAACUUGCUGCCUCGCCUGCGUGCAGAUCCACAAGCGGGAGCUGCAAUGCGACGGCAAGCGGGAUCGCACCAAAUUCAUGCCCAUCAGCGAAAUGACCGAGCGUGAAUUCAUGAGCGACUAUUGUUUUCUCGAGGAAUGCACACGCUAUGCCGAGCAUCGCAAAAAGGAUCCAAGCAAACGUUACACGCAACAGCAGCGACAGCUGCCGCUGCCACUGCAUCGAUUGCGUGUGGCAGCCAAAGAGCGCGGCACGCGUCUGCAGUUCCUGCUAGCCAACUUCAGUCGCCACAAGGAGAACAGCACCUAUCUGAAUUGGAAGGAGCGUUGCAUAUACUGGCAAAUCGAAUGGCUGUUCGUGCACAUUGACAGCGAAACGCCGACACGCUUUGUGGAAAAGCGCUGCAAUGAACAGCAAACACUCGAGCAGUUGCUACACAAAUAUCUGGAUGUGCAGCAGGAGUUGGGCGGCAAGCAGCGCAAAGUGUUGCAACAUCAUCAGACAGCUGGCAUUGGCGAGCUCAGCCUUUGGCUGCGUGCUGAGGGCGUCAAACGGAGUGGCCAACGCUGCUAUCGACUCGCUGCCUAUCAAACACUCCGCUCCAAUCUGGCGGGCAAAACAAUUGUCGAGUAUCCAGCCAUAUACAUUAGCUACGAACAGCGUCCGCCUGCUGGCUUUGACCUGAUAGACAGUGAUGAAGAAGUGGAGGCAGCUGCUAGUGAGCCUCAGCCAACGCCAGCGAAACGUCCCAAGCCAGAAGCAGCCGCAAAGCCAACAAAGCAGCUGCCCGAGCUGCAGGACAUUUAUGAACUCGCAGCCAGCUUUGGCGUUGACAACUCCUCAGAGAGCAGCAGCGAUGCGGAGCUGCUUAGCGAUAAUGAAAAUGCAGACAAUUAAAUAAUAAGCAAAUAGUUUAAACAAUAGCAUAAGUUUUAGUUAAGUUUACAGAUGAUAACUUGCAAAAAUGUUGCAAAUUGGUGCACGAAAUAUGGACAGAAAUUUUGUAAACUAACCUAAAAGAAAUCUGAUCAAAGUGCCGAACCUUUUACAUGUUUUCAUUCAACAAAUAUGAACUGUGUAUAAAUAAAUAUUGUAAAUAUGAAGGAACGUUAAAUUCAAAAACUGUCAGUACAAAAUCAUGGUAUUAAAGCACGAGGAUUGCACUUCAGAUGCCGGGAGUUUGUAGUGGAACCAGUGCAAGAUGAACUGAGCUAAUUGCUCAAAAUAAGCUGCUGCUGUGCAGCCCUGUGUACAAAAUCUGAAUGUGUAACGGGUAACGUACUGUUCUUUUUUUUGCACAGUGUGUCGCCACAUCUAGUGGCAUCUCAUUCCCACACAUGCAUCUCGCUCUAAAUGGC